AUGGCACCAAAAAUCUUUCUAACAGGCGCAACCGGUUACCUUGGGGGAGAUAUUCUCUUCGCUUUGAAUAAGGCGCAUCCCGACUAUGAAAUUUCAGCACUGGUGAGGAACUCAGAAAAGGGAGCUCCAGUAGCAGCGGCUUUCCCAAAGACACGACUUGUAUAUGGGGGUCUUGACGAUUCUCAGCUGAUCGAGGACGAAGCUGCCAGAGCUGAUAUUGUAAUUCAUACUGCGGAUGCAUCUGACCAUAAAGGUGCUGCAGAAGCAAUCGCAAGAGGAAUUGCGAAAGGCCACUCGAAAGAGAACCCUGGUUUCUGGCUGCACAUUUCAGGCACAGGAAUCCUGACUUGGGAUGAUUCAAGAACGGAGACAUACGGAGAGCCUCCAUACACAAAACCUUACGAUGAUCUGGAAAGAGUGUCUGAUCUCACCAAUCUUCCUGAUGAUGCAUUCCACCGCGAUGUGGACAAGGUUGUCUUAGAAGCAGCAUCAGAUGUUGUCAAGACUGCUAUUAUCUGCCCUCCAACGAUUUAUGGAGAAGGAAGAGGACCAGGAAACAAGCGAAGCAGACAGGUUUAUGUUCUUGUCGAGAGUACUCUUAAGAACGGACAAGCUCCACAGCUUGGAAGAGGUCUUACUGAGUGGGACAACGUUAAUGUCCACGACCUAUCAGAUCUAUUUGUCCUUGCAACUGAAGCUGCAGUAAAAAACAAGUCUGAUGUGGAUGACAAGCUAUGGGGUAAAGAAGGAUAUUACCUUGCCGAGAACGGACAUCAUGUCUGGGGUGAGAUUUCCAAAUUGGUCGGAAAGACGGCAUUCGAAAAAGGUUAUAUCAAGGAGAAGGAAGCUAAGGCAAUGGACGUCGAAGAAGCCAAGAAAGUUGCCGGCUUUGAGGCGCUCUCCUGGGGUUUGAACUCAAAGGGUUUUGCUAAGAGAGCUAGGAAAUACUUGGGUUGGAGUCCAAAGGGAACAAGUCUCGAGGAGGAGAUUCCUAACAUUGUUGAGGGCGAAGCUAAGAGACUUGGUAUUAAAAAAGGACAUGCUGAAAUUGCGUCUGGCAAGGCAUGA
Messenger RNA from Glarea lozoyensis ATCC 20868, 1068 nucleotides. RefSeq names its product NAD(P)-binding Rossmann-fold containing protein. The record is from RefSeq and is a predicted model, not a curated record. Lineage: Eukaryota; Fungi; Ascomycota; Leotiomycetes; Helotiales; Helotiaceae. The transcript is spliced from 3 exons. The coding region runs from base 1 to 1068 and encodes 355 amino acids.